AUGAUUUUUAAUAGCACACUACUCCUCGAACUUAAGAGGCAUAAAGUGACGUCGCUACCUCCCAAUGCCACAACAGUUCAAGAGCUAGAAUACUUGAAAGAUACAACAAAGCAUUCCCUGUACAGUGGGAUGACCCCCAAUGCAGGGUUCAAUAUCGCCAUGAUAGCCAUCUGGGGGAUCUUAUUAGCAUGCCAAUGUGUUCAAGUCUAUUACCGUCAAAUAUGGUUCUCGGUAGCAUUCAUAUGUACAGGUAUCCUAGAAGUACUAGGGUAUAUAGGAAGAGCAUGGGGCCAUUAUAACGUCUAUAAUAUGGACGGAUUUCUUCUAAAUAUGAUUUGUUUAACCAUCGCUCCCGUGUUCACUAUGGGUGGUAUUUAUUAUCAAUUGGCAAAACUAAUUGAAGUGUACGGUCAUCGAUUUUCUCUAUUACCGUCACCAAUGUAUUAUUCAUACAUUUUCAUAGGCUCCGAUAUUGUAUCAUUGGCCAUUCAAGCCGCAGGUGGUGGUACAGCAGGUAUGGCUGUCGAUGAUGAUAAAUCAGCAGAUCAAGGUGACAAUAUUUUCGUCGCAGGGUUGGCCAUUCAAGUUGCAUCAAUGUUUUUCUUUUUAGUUUUUUGGUUCCAUUUCCUUUAUAGAAUUUACCUCAAGAGUAGAUGGGAACAUACGGGCAAAAGAACUUUCAGCAUUAAAGAAUUGUCCAAAAUACCACAAUCAGAUUUGGAAUAUCUAUAUAGAGAUAAAUUCCAUGAUAUGAGAAUGAACCCAGAUCGUUGGAUCUUCCGUUAUUUCACACUGGCAACCACAGCAGCUGUCCUUUGUGUAUUCACUCGUUGUUGCUAUCGUCUUGCUGAACUGUCUGAAGGAUGGGGAGGGAACUUGAUUACACAUGAACCAUAUUUUAUUGUGUUAGAUUCCAUAAUGAUGACUUUGUGUGUCUUAAUCCUAACUAUUUUCCACCCGGGAUUCGUGUUCUUAGGUAGGCAUGUUUCCAUUCCAAUCACAAAGGGUCAUGUGGAUCCAGAAGAUGUUAUCCCCACGGAGGAAGAUCUAGACGUCAGUGCUACAGCUUCCGAUUUGGUAGAAAAGGAAAAGGAACUGAUGGAAAAUACUGAAAAAAAAUCAGUAUCAUUCAUGAAAAAGUGUUGGCCCUUCCAUAAAAAUAAAAAGAGUAAGCCAGAUGAUGUAGAAACAGCAAUCAACCCAUAA
This is a messenger RNA of Naumovozyma castellii, 1206 nucleotides long. RefSeq names its product phospholipid-translocating ATPase RSB1 (gene RSB1). NCBI's taxonomy places the organism in Eukaryota, Fungi, Ascomycota, Saccharomycetes, Saccharomycetales, Saccharomycetaceae. The record is from RefSeq and is a predicted model, not a curated record. The transcript has a single exon. Bases 1 to 1206 code for a protein of 401 amino acids.